Messenger RNA from Struthio camelus australis, 7056 nucleotides. The record is from RefSeq and is a predicted model, not a curated record. Lineage: Eukaryota; Metazoa; Chordata; Aves; Struthioniformes; Struthionidae.
GACUAAAUGCCGAGCAAAUGGACUUCUUGAAGCGCUUGGUUUGAUCACCUAAGAGAAGGAAAUCUUGCUAAGGAUAACCCCCAGGGAAUCUGUUGGAUAGCUCUGUAAGGUUGAACGCUUCCCUGAUAUGGAACAAAGUGGAGGUGACCAGGAAUCCCAGCCAGAGAGUCACGUGGAUAGCAAGAGCAACAUAAAAUCCUUGCCUGGCGGAGCUGCCCAUGUCAAACUAGAGAUAAAAAAACAUGCAGUGACAGAUGACUACAAACUCUCCAAACGAGUGCUAGGGUUGGGAAUUAAUGGCAAAGUAUUGGAGUGUUUCAACAAGGAGACAGGGCAGAAAUGUGCUUUAAAGCUCCUGUAUGACAACCCAAAAGCCCGUCAGGAAGUAGAAUAUCAUUGGCGGGCAUCAGGGUGUCCUCACAUUGUGCACGUCCUGGACGUUUAUGAGAACAUACAUCAUGGGAAGAGAUGCCUCCUCAUUGUCAUGGAAUGCAUGGAGGGAGGAGAGCUGUUUAGCAGGAUCCAGGAGAGAGGAGACCAGGCUUUCACAGAGAGAGAGGCCUCUGAAAUAAUGAGAGACAUUGGAACAGCCAUCCAGUAUCUUCAUUCAAUGAACAUUGCCCAUAGAGAUGUCAAGCCCGAAAACUUGCUUUACACCUCUAAAGAGAAGGAUACCGUACUCAAACUCACAGAUUUUGGCUUUGCCAAAGAAACCACAGUACAAAAUGCACUGCAGACCCCCUGUUACACUCCUUAUUACGUGGCCCCAGAAGUCCUUGGUCCUGAGAAGUAUGAUAAAUCAUGUGACAUGUGGUCUUUGGGGGUCAUCACAUACAUUCUCCUGUGUGGGUUUCCUCCAUUCUACUCAAAUACUGGACAAGCCAUUUCUCCAGGAAUGAAGAGAAGAAUUCGGAUGGGGCAAUAUGGGUUUCCCAAUCCAGAAUGGGCUGAAGUAUCAGAAGAAGCCAAGCAGCUGAUUCGCCAUUUACUGAAGACUGACCCAACAGAGAGGAUGACAGUCUCUCAGUUUAUGAAUCACCCUUGGAUUAACAGAUCAAUGGCAGUGCCACCAACUCCUCUUCAUACUGCCCGAGUACUGCAAGAGGAUAAAGACCACUGGGAUGAAGUUAAGGAGGAGAUGACCAGUGCUUUGGCUACCAUGAGGGUGGACUAUGAUCAGGUGAAAAUUAAAGACUUGAAAACAUCCAACAACCGCCUCCUGAACAAACGCCGUAAGAAGCAGAAGCAGGCAGGCACCUCUUCUGCAGCCCCAGGGUGCAAUAACCAAUGAGAAGAGAAGCCAAGGACCUGUGGGUGGAGGGUAAAAGUUAAAAAGGAGCAAUUUAAAAUGAGUAUGAUUAGUCCAUAUAACAAAGGCCAUGGCACUGAGGCAGUGAAGAAGCUGUCCUGCAAAAAGGGGGCAGUGUGAAAGAUUACAUUUUUAUGAAUCAGGGCUUUGCUUUUAAAGGCUAAUUUUUAUGACAUGAUUCUGUUGCAUAUUGCUAGGGAAGAUAUGGCAAUACCAGAAACGUGUAUGUUUUGGCUUUAACUGUAUUGGAGGAGAGGAAAGACAGGAGGCAGUCUCAGCAUACUGAUGCGCUGAGGCUGUAAAAGCCAUCUGCAAGAGUGACUUCUUCAACCGUUUUAAGCUUAGGAGUGGAAAAAAUGCCAAGUGUUCUGCUAGAAGGGUCUUAGGAGUUCAGACAUGAGCACCGAGUAAGGAGGAAGGAAAUGUCAUUGCUCUUUACACAGACAGCACUGAUGCAGCUUUAUUUUGGAUGCAUCUGGUUAGCAUUUCAUGCUAGAAUUGGUAGGAAUAGUCACUAUUUCCAAACUUUUCUCCUGUAGUUACAGAAUGUCACCUAAACAGUGAACAACUGUUAUUGCUGCUAUAGGGAAAAAAAAUUCCUUGCAUUUGCAUUUUCAUAAAGUCUUCAUGUAGUCUUAUGUAAAGAACUGGUUGCUCAUAGUUUUUCAUUCAAUAACUUGUUCGUUUUCUAAACUGUAACCAUGAUGUUAUAUCUACGCCCCUGUCAGAUCCCUCCCUUGUAACACUUUUAAUUUAAACAGUACUUUAUGUAAAGAAUUUUAAUUAGGAUUUAAUUAGUCAGAAGUACCCUGCAGAGAAUAUUGCUGUUGCUCUUGGAUUCACAACCUUUAGGGCAUGCAACUGGACAUGCAAUUGUAUACUAGAGAUUGCUCUUGAAGAGAGGUCUCUGAAGUUCAGGAAGAAAUGGCAAGUACAUACUCUGUGAAUGGGCCCUGCUGUCUGGCAGCAUCCUUUCUGGUAAUUACCUCCAGACCCUAAGCCUGAGGUGUGCUGCUCAUAUCAAAUUUUGGGGGCUGGGGUGUUUGUUUCUUGGGGGGACGGCAGGACAGGGUUACUAUUUUAUCUGCAGUGUUUUGACAGUGUUUCUGGAUCUAAAGAAUUCUGCCAUCUAGGGGGAGAUCACCCACAAGGAUAUCCAUCGGUUAUUUUUUGCUCUUCUAAUCCAAACAUCUGUUCUACAGUAUCCUGACCACGGUUUGCUAACUUGUUUUACUUUGUGAUCAAAAUAUUUCCUCUUGCUAUGUUAUUUUUUUUAAUUGAGGUGAAGCAAAUACUUGUGAAAGUAUUAUGAGAGUCUGGGAUGAAAAUUAAGUGCUUCCAGUGAUGCAGAGAAAAACUUCUUUGUGGUAGGCCCACAGAGUACUGAUGGGUUGAUAGGCUCAGAAGAAUGUUAAAAAGGAAAACAAGGCUCCAGAAAGGAUCUGAAUCUUCUAAUCUGACCGGAGACUCUGAAAGUCACAUUGAGCUUGUUACUUCCACCAAAGAUCUACUUGAGGCUUUGGACCUUGUCUGGUCCCAUCUUUGGACCUUGUCUUAUCCCAUCUUCAGAGCACUGGACAGGACCUCCAUUCUUCUUUAUAAACUAGUCCUAGGAUUUUAUAAACUGAUUUUAAUAAAUCUUGUUCCAACAUUCCUUCCUCCUGUCAUCCCUUUUCAGGUCAAGAGGCUGCAGAGUUGUAUUGCUUUGCAAGGUAGAUCUGUGCUUAAGGUGAUGGGGAAGAGGAGAAGAAAGUCUGCCCAACUUUAACUCCCUUUUUUUUUAAAGUUCUCAAGGAUUUGUUUUUAAAUACCAAUCUCUGCAAAUAUAAAUUUUUAAAUCAUUUCAUGCUCGUCUAUCUAGAUAUCUCUGUCAUUAUAGUGUCCUGUAUAUAUUGAUUUUUUUUAUAGUGUUACUACUCCUCUGAGCUAUGCAAAUAUUACUCACCAGCUGUAAAUGAUAAUACAACGAACAAAGAGCUGUGAUUUGUCCAGGCCAGUGACAGGGAUUAGAACUAGAGCCAAGCCCUAGUCCCUUUAUCCAAAUUUUCGAGGGUGCUAUUUUCAUCAUUCCUGCAUUCCCAUCUCUAUGCCUCAUCAGGGCAAUAUGUGCUUCCUGGUAGGAUAACGUACGUGAAAUGUGAUGAUGUUCUGGCCAUCCUUGGGUAGUAUUGCAGCUGUCGUAACCCAGCUUUUCUUUCCUGUCUUCAAUUGGCCUCCCAUCAGCCAGAGUUUGAGCAGGAACUGUGCUUCCUGUGAAACAAAAGCUGGUGCCUUCUCGCUUGUCAGUUCAGCGUGGGGCUUUGAAGCAUGUGCCUGUGCCUGAAUUGUUUUCCAUGGGGAACUGUAAAGCGCGUCUGGGCCUCAUUCAUUUCUGGGAGGUUCCAGCCAUUACCAUGCUGCAGCUGGGAGCUGGAGUGACAGGCUGAUGCACGUAGGCACAGCACCUCCGGGUCUCAGUCUCCGUAUGGUAGGACACUACCAUCUCAUUAAUUUUGAACUAAUGUUUUUGCGUUCUAUCCUGCAGUGACAACGUCGGUGAAUACUGUAAAGCCCCGUGGGAACCCUAGGAGGGUCUCAAAAUGCGGGGCCUGGAAGAGUGUGCAAGUAUCGCUCGGAAGGGUGCUACCUCUGUACUGACCUAGCACUCCAGACUACUUGAGAGUGCAAAGAGAAGCAAUUGCUGAAAUGUACUGCAGCUUUUUUAGCUUCCAGGAGCAGAAAGACACAAAAUGCAGCUUUCGAACAGCUGGAGGUGACAUGAAGGACCAGAUUGUUUUGUCUGAGGAGGGGUGGUACUUAAAGGUAGUGUAAAGGUAUCUUGACCUUGCUUCAGUUUAGUUUCUAAAUCUGAUAAUAAGCAUACUUCAGCUGCAUGGGGGUACAGGGUCCAAAUUACCUGUAAAGUCUCUGCUGCUUGGACAUCAUACAGUUUUCUACCGUUAGCCUCUAGAACAUAAUUACUUGGGGCAUGGUUGCAAACCCUUUAGCGUUCUUGAUCCCGGGGCUGCACUGAAGCUAAACAUAAUUCAGAAAAGGAGGAGUUGCAUCAUUUUCUUGCACUUUAAGCUUCUAAAAUUAUUUUUGUUGAUUUAUCUACAUUCAAGUUAAUUACAGGUAUUGCCAAGUGUUGCAACUGCUUCUUAUCACACCCUUUUUAUUCAUUAGCAAGGAGUAUAAGUGCUUAUGUCUUUUCUUUGGGGGGUGUGGAGGGGUGGAAGGAGGUUUUUUUUUUUUUGUCUUGGGAGUUUUAUUCAAGUUUUUGAAAUUAAAGAGCAUGGUUAUUUUGCCUAAUAUUAUUCUGAAACUUCCAGGCUAAUCGAUUUGGGAAACUUGGAAGAAUGUUCUCAAGAGACAUUUCUUAUUGCUUAGCUACUGAAACACCUGCUAAAGCCGAGCUCUUUAAAAAACUGAAAAUUAUUUAAAUGUGAAAAAGAGUGGGUUGAUCUGGAAAAGAAACUUCUCAAAAGACUAAAAUUAGAAUGGAAUGUGUUAGAAGAGAAAAACUGGUGGGGGAGGAGGAUUCAAGUUGUUAGAAGAAAAAUGCUACUGCUUGGGUAAUGAUCAAGGAAGUUCUGGUUAGGAUAUUAGCUGCUGCUCCAACCCAGAGCAAUUUUCUGAAUUUAGAAAUAAUUAAGUUUCCCUAGAGAUGGAUAUACAACACAUACUCCUUUUCUUUCUUUUUCCCACCCCGAGGUAAUCUAAAGUAAGGCUGGGUAUGAUGUUUGUAAAUGAGACUUUUGAAUAAAUGCCGUUAGUAUACCAAAUAAAUGGCUCUUUUGUAAAAGCAGCUAAUAACUGAACAAAUAUAUUUUGCUGAUUAAGUUCUGCUCUCUCAUAGUUGUCUGGAUGAUCUCCCUUUUGUUUGCAAAAGGGAGAUACUUGAAAAGGUGAGGUUAACUUUUUUGCUUGCACAGAUUUUGCAUUUUUGUCUUGCAGUUCAUCACUGUGUAUGACUUUUGUCUUGCAUAAGAACCUAAAUAGUUGUCUCAAGCCUAACAUGUUCCAUGAUGCAAACUCCUUUUCUGUUUUGGCUCAAUUACAGUUGUACUGCCUCUUCUCUCCUUUCUGAACCUCUUGUAGUUUAAAGUUUUGGAAGAUCUUCCAGGAAUCCCACUACCUAGCAGGAAACAAGAAUCCACGUUGUAUGUAAUAUGGUAAAAGGAGGAAAGACACAAGCAGCAGAGAAUAGCCGGAAAAAUGUCUGUGCGCCAUGCAAAACUGUAAUCUGGCUACAACAUGACUUUCACAGCAUUUGGGGCAAUACAAAAAGCUCACAAAGAAAUGAGCCUAACUAGAACAUAGUAUGUUUAAUGCCCAUUUGAGAAUGGGUUGUGAGUUUACUCUUCAACAUUUAUAGGUGCCUCCUUUGGAGGAAACCCAGCAGUUUGCUGGUCUUCCUUCAGAGUCAUGCAAGUCUCCUUCAUGAUGGUGUGGCACACAGCUCUUCUCUACUCCCGUGCCUCAGAGAAUUCCUCGAGAGGUUGAAGUGCUUCCUCCAUCGCGGUACUCUGGCGAAUGUGUGGGUGCAAGUAGUGCCAUCAGCCCUUCCAGCUCCAGCGUGGGACUAGUGGUCUGCCUUUUAACUUCUAUGAUUUUCUUUUCCUUCUUAAUUUUGUUAGUCUGUUGUGUUUUACACUACUUGGGAUUCAUGGGUACUUCUUGUGGAAGUACUUGCCUGCGGUAUUUCACUUUUUUCUCUAAACAUUAAAAAAAAAUCCUGUAGAAGCUUUUGCUAUAGGAUAUUUAAAAUCUGAGGAGUAGGAAGGAAUUGAAUUUCCUAAUUUAAAGUGACUCAGCUAGGUCUACCUCCUUAUUACGUAAUGGAUUGUCUACAUCCAGCUGUAACCCUGGCUGGCACUAGACAGAGCCAUCAAAUGUUUUUUAGAUGAAAUUGUCAUUCUUGCAUAAACUCAUCUUCUAAGCUGUUUCUCGAGGAACAAUAGUUAACAAUCAUUAACUCUAGAAGCACAUAACUGUCUUAAGGCAUCUGGAACCGUCACUUCAGACCUCCUUCAUGUCAGGUUAUCACAAUUAUAUGCUUGACUGACAGCAAUCCUAUGAUAAUAGAAGAUUCCUUUAGUUUGUUAAUAUUGUUUGCUCUCAUAACAUAUGUACAGUCAUCGUCCACCAACCUUCUUUCCAUAAUUUCAAUUUAACAUAAAGUGUUGCUUAUUUUCUAUAUGAAAUCUAAGUGAUGGUGUUCUGUACUAAGGAAACUAACUUUAAAGCAUUUUUUUGAGCUUGGAACUUUUCUGUGUAGUAUUCCUGAAAUCAUGUAUUUCCCUUUGAGGUAGAUUUUGUUGCCAACAUCAGAAAACUAUUUCCACUGAAAAUUUAAAAAGGAAGUUGAUGUUUGUGUACCAUAUAUGAUUAAAUAUGUUGAACUAAUAAUGUGGAAGAAUCUAAUUAGUCUCACCCAGGCAACUGCUUACUUGAUUAGAAUUAACUGCUCCAUAGAUGAAAGGAGAAAUUUAAUUUAAAUUUCUAUUAAUCAAAAAUAUCAUACUGCCAAAGUGUUUUUUUUUAACAGCAUACUAGUCUUCUAUGUUUGCAUGUCAAAUAUUUCUGUGUCAAGACUUGAGUUUGUGUGCUUGCAUCUUUAAGGUUGCAUGUCCUAAAGUUAAGUAUACGUGAAUGUAUUUCAAGGAUUGUGUCUGAAAUGCUUUCGAUUUAGAACUACAAAUCAAAUAUGUGUAUGCAUUUAUAGAGACAUAUUGUGGCGUAAAGAGUUCUAUAUUGAAGCCUCA